UAUCAGCAUACAACGUCUCUACGAGUGCUCGAGUGGCUUAUCAGUGAUGCUGCGAUCAUUCCUUCUGGCCUUACAGAGGAAAUGUAAUCAGACUCAGAGUGGAAGGAUCGGAAAUCGUACACAGGGAGCUGCUCUUUAGCUAAAAUGACUUUCAACCGGUUAUUAUCACGUGCUGUUUUUGUCAGCAGAGGUAAGUUAACAACAGUAUGUUAGUCUGGUCAUGGUUUUGGUUUUGCAAGACUCUAGCGUUAUCCUGCUGUUAACAGUCAGGGCGGUGUGUUUAUCCUGAAAUCUGACCUUAGCUUAGCAUUUACUGUAUGUAACCCUGUUGUCAGAAAUACGGUUUUGGGAUAGUUCUUUAACAGCUGAUGCACUCAAAAAACUAUAAAUACAUAACCCGUUGUAAGUAUUUGCUUGUACUGUAUACAUAAUACUUAUUUAAUAUAGUUUUAUCAGCCAUUCUUGUAUUAGACUUGUAGGUGUAUUCCUCACGCUAAACUUCAUUGACGAAUCAUAAAUUAAAUGUUGCUCUGGUUUUUAAGGGUCCCACAUUUAAGAGAAUUCGGAAUUAAUAAAUAAGUCUGAAUGGAUUCUCCUCUUCAAUUCGUCUUGUUUCAAAUAACCACAAAGUGUACAGAUACAUCCAAAACCUUUCCUCACACUGGAGCAUUGGGACGUUUCUGAAUAUGUUUUCACAUCUUAAACUGAUCAUAAUGUAAGUGGAAUUUUGACUGUCUAAAGAAGCGAAAUACAUUUAAACCUCUCAGGCCAAGGUUUGAAGAGUGUCACUCUCCUCAUAUGUUACUGAUAGUUCCCUGUUUCUAUUUUAGCUCAGUACUGAUUUAUCGUUGAACCUAAAGCAGAACAUCUCUGAUAUUUGUUUGAUAUUUUUCAGUUGGAUCGAGGUCUGCAUUCACAAGCUCCAAACCUGACCUCACCAAACCGAACUGGCUGAGAGUGGGUCUUGCUUUUGGGUCCACCGCUUUCCUCUGGGGCCUGGUAAAUAACCACAUCUUUUCACAGAACAAUUAAAUGGCAUGUUAUGUCUAAUGGGAAUGUGCUGGAGUCAAGAUUUGAUUUUAAAAAAAAAGAAAAAAAAAACGCAAUGUUGUGCUCACAAUGCAAUUUCCUCAUUUUUGAAGAGACUUUGAAAAGGUCAAAUUAAGAAUACAUGUCAUAUUCUUAUUGUUCCCUGAAUACAGAAAUGCAGAAUAUGUUCUGAUUUAUGUUUUCUUCAUAAAUUAAGUUAAUCCUUUUCCAUUUUUAGGAUAUAUGGUUACAGAAAAUAACAUUUCUUCAUUAAAAAUGUCUCUGAUUAUUGGUAUCAGACCUUUUGUAAAAGUAGAAAGACUGACAGAAAAUACCAGAAAAUCUCCCACUUAAAGUUGCAGGCUGUGUUUCUGGGAUGACAGGAUAGAGAGAUUUUCAAAGGCUAUGAAUUUCCACAACACUAUGACUGUCUCUUGUGUCACCUAAUGUCAGGUUUCACUCAACUUUUUCACGAGUUUGAUCAGAUGAACUAUUAAUAACUAGUAGAGAUUUGUGUUUAGUUGACUAAACAAAUAGAAGUCGUUACCCUUGUUAGUUGGCACCAAAUUUACAAAUUUAGUGAAACAAAUUCUCAGUUUACCUUUUUCAAAUUUUUAAAGGGAAAAUUUAAAAACUGCUUCCCUUACAGCAUCUCAGAACUUUUUUGUUAUUGUCAUAUAGCUUUCAGAGAGCUGUCGUUUAAUUCUGUAUGAAAAUGAAACAUGUUUUCAGUAAGAUGUGGCAAACAUGAGUUAAAACAAAUGCUGGAAAAUAACUUUGGAAAAAAGCCAUGAACAACAAGCAUUUCCAUCCUCAACAUUUCUUUAAAAGGAAAUACAUGGAAAUUAUUGAACAAAAAAAUUGUUUAAACAUAUUGAAAACUGGUUGAAAUUAGGAGUUGGAUGUCCAUACUUGUUUUUAUAUAGUGUUUAACCUGUCAAGAAAUGUAAUGUUUGAAAUGGAAAACGCCAAGGGAUAUUCAAGGGAGUCAUGACUUUUAUUGCUUGGUUCACUUGCUGCAAAGUUAUUUGGCUUAUUUCACCCAGAGGAGGGCAGCAGUGAGCUUCUUAUUUUCUCUUGUCUUAUUCCUAGUGAUGCCAUUGUAAAGGUGAUGCGAACACUUAAAGGAUCCUGUAGGAAUCUUUUAAAACAAAGAAAUGGUCAAUAUUAAAUAGAUCCAUGAGAUAUUAAUGAAUUAUAGAUUUUGAUGGGAUGUAAUAUGUAGACUCUUCAGAUGUACACAUUUGAAUGACUAAGUGUGUCUGUGUUUUACCUUCAGCUCUUCAAGCAGCACAGCACAGACGUACAUGAAUACAAAGUGAGGAAUGGUCUGGAAUAACCCACCACAGCGGUAUGUCAGAGUCUGUGUUUUGUUAUCCUAGGUCCUGACUCUUUUGUCACCUGAUAGUGUUUCUGGUCUUCUUUUAUUUUGAAUAUUUCAUGUGUAUCUGUGAAUGAAUGAACAAUCAUAAAAAACAUUUUUCUCUGUCUUUUCUCAUCCUGUACAGGAGGUCACGGGUUCCUGUCUGUGAAGGCACCUGUUUAUGCUCUGUUUCUAUUUUCACCCCCUCUGAUUCCCACUCUGUGUUCUGUGUAAAAUAAAAAUUGUCAUGAAAAUUAUA
Messenger RNA from Xyrichtys novacula (pearly razorfish), 2651 nucleotides. NCBI's taxonomy places the organism in Eukaryota, Metazoa, Chordata, Actinopteri, Labriformes, Labridae. The record is from the annotation of a GenBank genome assembly.